GAGUGAAAUCAGUGUCAAAUACUCGGCUCACAUGUGAAAGCAGCUCGGACCUCAGUACUCUAAAUUCUCGAUUCGGCUAACAUCAUUUUUCUGUUGUUUUUUUUGGCGUAAAAUUUAAACGUUUUUCGAGGAGCCCUCCGAAACCAAAUCCGUUGAAGAUGUGCGACAAGCCCGCCUGUCCCCCGCCCCCGCGCUGCUGUCCCCCACCACCGCCGCCCUGUCGUCCGCCGCCCACCCUGUGGCAGAAGCUGAACUGCGUGCCCUGCAACCGAUUCUUCUUCUUCAUGAUCGGGGCGGGCAUCGGGCUGUACUGGGACCAGAUGAAGAAGGAGGCCCAGAAGGCUGCCGAGGAGGCCAACAAGUCGCCCAAGGAGAAGGAGAAGGAGGCCAAGGAGCGCGAGAAGAAGCAGAAGGAGAAGGAGAAGGCGGACAAGGAGAGGGCCAAGGCCGAAAAGGACAAGGCGGAGAAGGAGCGCAAGGAGAAGGAAAAGAAGGACAAGGAGAACAAGGGCAAGUAACCCCAAGGAUCCACAAAACAGUAGCGCUAAGGAUCCCCCAAGAUCCCCCGGAGAUGUCAGCAAGGACUACGCUUUGCCCCAAAAUUCCAACCGCCAAUCGUUUCUACAAUCCCCAAAAUUUCAAGUACUUCGAAAUAAUU
Molecule: messenger RNA, 658 nt
Organism: Drosophila biarmipes
Lineage: Eukaryota; Metazoa; Arthropoda; Insecta; Diptera; Drosophilidae
Exons: 1
Coding region: 159-518 (119 amino acids)
Source: RefSeq, a predicted model, not a curated record